Messenger RNA from Nicotiana attenuata, 2119 nucleotides. Its product is annotated as pentatricopeptide repeat-containing protein At1g08070, chloroplastic-like. The transcript has a single exon. The record is from RefSeq and is a predicted model, not a curated record. Gene Ontology annotation, molecular function: protein binding; RNA binding. Gene Ontology annotation, biological process: RNA modification. Lineage: Eukaryota; Viridiplantae; Streptophyta; Magnoliopsida; Solanales; Solanaceae. Bases 62 to 1939 code for a protein of 625 amino acids.
UUUAAUGAAGCCCCCUGCAAACUCUUUUUGCACGCUCAUUGUCUGUUAGUUAUGCAACCAAAUGCUACUGAGGCUUCCCUCCAAACUCAAACCUCCAAAACCCAAAACCCUAAUCUCUCUUCUUCUUACAUCUCACACAUCAUCACCUUAUCACACAUUCUCUUUAUCCCUACUGCAAACCCAUAAACACUUCAACCAUUUCACCCAAAUCCUCUCUCAUGCCUUCACUUCAGGCUUCUUCGCUAACCCAUACAUUUCCAGCCAACUCCUCAGCCAUUGUCUUUCAAAUCCUGAUUUUACCCUCACCUUUUCUCAUACCAUUUUCUCCCAAAUCCCUAACCCCAAUGUCCAUUCUUGUAAUUUCCUCCUCCGUGCAUACUCACACAGUUCAUUCCCUGAACAAGCCAUUAGUCUUUACAAUCAAAUGAUGCGGAAAAGUAUGAUUCUUGAUAAUUUCACUUUCCCUUUUGUACUCAAAGCUUGCGGUAGAUUAAAUAAUUUUCACAAGGGUGUUGAAGUUCAUUGUGUGAGUUUGAAAAUGGGGUUUGGAUUUGAUGUAUUUGUGCAAAAUGCAUUGGUUUAUAUGUAUUUCCAAUGCGGGGUUGUUGAGUUUGCACAGAAGGUGUUUGAUUUUAUGCCCGACUCAGGUCGAGACGUUGUCACUUGGAAUAGUAUGAUUUCUGGGUAUUUACAAUGUGGAUUUUGUCAUCAAGCAGUGAAAACGUUUGGAAAAAUGUUGCACGAAAGUGGUGUGAGGUUGAAUGAUGUAAGUAUCGUGAGUGCUCUUACUGCGUGUGCAAGAACUGGGUUGCUUGAUUUGGGGAAGAAGAUUCAUGGGUUGAUUGUUGUUUAUGGGCUUGUGAUUGAUGUGUUUCUGGGUUCUUCUUUAAUUGACAUGUACACAAAAUGUGGGCAGUUAGAGGAUGCUAGGAAGGUUUUUGAUAGAUUAUUAGAUAAAAAUGCAGUCUGUUGGACUUCUAUGAUUGCAGGUUAUUUGCAGUCGGAUAUGUUUAAGGAAGCAAUAGAAUUAUUUAGGGAGAUGCAGAUGGCUGGGGUUAAUGCCGAACCUGCCACAAUUGCUUGUGUUGCUUCUGCAUGUGGGCAUUCGGGUGCACUAGAUUUGGGAAGGUGGGUGCAUAAUUAUUGUGAAAAGAGUGGUAUUGAAAUGAACCUUGUAGUGAAGAAUUCUUUGAUUGAUAUGUACUCUAAAUGUGGAUUAGUUGAUAAGGCUCUUGAAGUUUUUCAUUUGUUAACUAAUAAGGAUGUUUAUUCGUGGAGUAUGAUGAUUUCUGGGCUAGCUAUGAAUGCAAGAUCCGAUGAGGCUUUGCAAUUAUUUUCACUAAUGGAAGGAUCAAGUGGAGUAAGGCCAAAUGGCGUAACAUUUCUUGGGAUCUUAUCUGCCUGUAGUCAUGGUGGGUGUGUUGGUGAAGGCUUUUACUACUUUGAGAAGAUGACCGGGCAAUACAAAUUGCCCCCCGGGGUUGAGCACUAUGGAUGCCUGGUUGAUCUUUUGGGCCGUGCAAAUCUUCUGGUUGAGGCUAUGGAGUUCAUCGGUUCCAUGCCCAUUCAGCCAGAUGCUGUCAUUUGGCGAUCCUUGCUUUUCGCUUGUAGUAGACACGGAAAUGUAGAGUUGGCGGAAGUUGCUGCCAAAAAGAUUAGUGAAUUAGAGCCAGAGAAAUGUGGGGCACAUGUACUGCUGUCUAAUGCUUAUGCCUCUGCAUCUAGGUGGAAGGAUGUGAGAAUGGUAAGGAGGAAUAUGGGUGCUGAGGGAAUCCAGAAGCAACCUGGAUGUUCUUUUAGUGAAAUAGAUGGUUCUGUUCAUGAAUUUCUUGUUGCUGAUAGCGUACACUGUCAGAUUGGCGUCAUAUGUGAUACACUUCAAGCAAUGAAUGUAGUUCUUAAAUCAAGAUUAUUUGAGCUUGAUUUUCUGGAUUAUUAGCGUUAAUAUGCUAAUAUCACGGUUAUCACAUGAUAUCGUCCCAACAUGUAAGUCCAUUGGUCAUUUUUCCCGAUAUAAAUGCCUAAGAUCAGAAGUAAUUCAUGCUAAUAUCUGCACUAGGAUGAGAAGCUGGUGUCUUGAAGACUCUGUAUUGUGUUACUAAUUUGACAAAUUCUUCUG